This is a messenger RNA of Capsicum annuum, 1693 nucleotides long. Its product is annotated as probable galacturonosyltransferase-like 9. The transcript has a single exon. The record is from RefSeq and is a predicted model, not a curated record. Gene Ontology annotation, molecular function: glycosyltransferase activity. NCBI's taxonomy places the organism in Eukaryota, Viridiplantae, Streptophyta, Magnoliopsida, Solanales, Solanaceae. The coding region runs from base 340 to 1503 and encodes 387 amino acids. Gene Ontology annotation, cellular component: Golgi apparatus.
UUUAGACAGUGACACCCAUAAAUCUCAAUUCUUUUUCCCCAUCUCCAUAAUAAAUAUUACUGAUUUUUAAGCAAUAAAUCACUGUAAAACUAGUGAUUUUCUUGUCGAAUUUUAAAUUGUUGAACGCAUCUGGAUGUUCAUUAUGUAGUAUAUAUAUUGCUUUCUUAUUCACCUUUCUCUAGCCUUUCCUCUUCCACAACUCUCCUUUUCCUUCUUCAUAUUCUUUCCUUCACCAUAAUGCUUCAUCAAUAACAUUCAUCACAUAUAGAAUAUAUUGACCAUAUAUAUCUACUCAACAACUAGAAAAAAAGAAAAACAAACCCAAAAACCCAGAUAAAAAUGGGCCAUUUUGGGUUUGAUUUUUCUCGAAUCCAACAAAUUACAGCAGUUUGUUUUCUCACGAUUCUUGGAUUUUCAUCAAUCGGAUGUCUCGGAAUACGUAAUUUUCCCGAACAAGAGAAAGGGUUUAUUGAAGCGCCGGAGUACAGAAACGGCGUCGGAUGUCCGGCGCCGGCGGGAGGACACGUGUCAUCAUCUUGUGAUCCUUCAUUGGUUCACAUAGCGAUGACACUUGAUUCCGAAUAUCUCCGAGGAUCAAUGGCGGCCGUUCAUUCAGUUCUCCGACACUCAUCUUGUCCUGAACACAUAUUCUUCCAUUUUAUUGCAGGUGAAUUUGACCCGUGGAGUCCACGGGUUUUAACUCACCUGGUUAGAUCCAUAUUCCCAUCACUCAAUUUCAAGGUAUACAUUUUUCGAGAAGACAUUGUAAUAAAUCUCAUCUCAUCCUCGAUCCGCCAUGCAUUGGAAAACCCGUUAAAUUACGCCCGGAAUUACCUGGGUGAUAUGCUUGACCCGUGCGUAACACUGGUCAUUUAUCUAGAUUCCGAUAUUGUACUUGUAGACGAUAUCGGAAAACUAUGGAGUGUACCUCUUACCAUGUCACGGGUAAUAGGUGCACCUGAAUAUUGUCAUGCAAAUUUCACGAAAUACUUUACUAAUUCUUUCUGGUCCGACCCGGAGUUGCCCCGGGUAUUCAAGUCGAGGAAUAAAAGCCCGUGUUAUUUUAACACGGGGGUAAUGGUGAUGGACUUGAAGAAAUGGAGAGAAGGGAAUUAUAGAAAGAAAAUAGAAAGUUGGAUGGAGUUGCAAAGGCAAAAAAGGAUUUAUGAGUUGGGCUCAUUGCCACCAUUUUUGCUUGUAUUUGGUGGGCUUAUUGAGCCUAUUAAUCAUAGAUGGAAUCAACAUGGGCUUGGUGGUGAUAAUGUAAUGGGUUCAUGUAGGUCAUUACAUCCAGGUCCAGUAAGUUUGUUACAUUGGUCUGGUAAAGGAAAACCAUGGGUCAGACUUGAUGAAAAAAGGCCAUGUCCAUUGGAUCAUCUAUGGGAGCCAUAUGAUUUGUAUAAGCACAAUUAUCAAAGGAGCAAAAUGAGAGGUCAACAUAAUCAUAAUUUGGGUUUUUCUAGUAGUACCAAUUUAUUUGGUUACUCUAAUUAUUUCAUUUGAUGAUCAUUCUUUUUUCCUUUUUUUUUUUUUUUUUUUUUUGGGUCAAGGUUGAUUUAAGUGAUUCUUUGAUAGCCUUGUACAGAUUGAUUAGUUGGAAAAAAAAGGAGAGGAAAUUUAAUUGGGAUUAUUGAUUAAUGCGUGUUGUUGUUUAGGGGAUUAAAGAUGAGUACACGAUUUUUUUUGCUGGUUU